AUGCCUCCUCCAGAGCCCCCGUUCGGUUCGGUCGCUAGGUUACCUGCGUCCGGGCCGAGACGCAAACGGCCUCCCGCGCGGCCCCGUAGCCCUGUGGGUGUUAGUUCGGGGGGCGGGGCGCAGGAGGAAAGGAUGACGGUCCCGGUUGCCCCCGAAGCCCCUGCACCGAGGCAGGGCGCACUCUCAUUCCAGCCCCUCUCUGGCCACAACCCUGACCCCUCCGCUGCGCCCCAGACGCAACGCAGCUCGCACGGUGCCGCGUCCUCGUCACCGCCUCCCUGCUCUCCAAGGGCAUUCGCCCCUCGCGCCUCUGCCCCUCCGGGGUCGCCCCCAGGCGCGGCGACUCACCGGACCCCGGCGGCGGCGGGAAGCUCAGCAGGUCCCGGCGCGCGCCGGCCGGGUCUCCAUGCCAGCUCUCCGCAGGCGCUCGGGCUGCGCGCUCGGCGGCGGCGCUGGACACGGUCCCUCCGUCCCCCGCACCGCGGCUGCACAGGGUGGCCGCGGCUGUCGCACUGGCUGCGGGCGCGGGCGGGGCGGGGGCGGGCCAGGAAUCUGGGUCGCGGGGAGCGGAGCGAGCCGGGAGGCACCCGGGCGGCCGGCGGCGUGGAGGCGACGGAGAGCAGCCCGCGGAGGGCGUGCGAAGGCUUCCCUGGGAGCGCGACGCGGGCGGCGACUGAGCAUGCCCAGUCCCCAGCCGGGGGCGCGGGCGCGGGGCCGGAGGAGGGACCGCUGCUGGGGCCCAGAGCGGGGCCGCGGCCGCGGUUGGCCCGGUUGGUUCGCGCCCGGCGGAUCCGCGGGAGGCCCGGGGACCCGGACACCUGA
This is a messenger RNA of Lontra canadensis (Northern American river otter), 822 nucleotides long. RefSeq names its product proline-rich protein 2-like. The coding region runs from base 1 to 822 and encodes 273 amino acids. The transcript has a single exon. NCBI's taxonomy places the organism in Eukaryota, Metazoa, Chordata, Mammalia, Carnivora, Mustelidae. The record is from RefSeq and is a predicted model, not a curated record.